AACAGCAUCCUGGGCUCUAAACGUGGGUGUAGGAGUGAGGAAGACCGAAGGGGAGAGCAGCAGAGUGCCAGGGCUCCUGGGGUCAUUUCUGCUUGGCUGAUGGGUUUAUUUGGGCCAGCGACCAGCUUCACCCGUCACCUUGAGCCUCCCACCACCUCCCGACCCCCUCACUGCCUCCUUGGGGCUGGGAAGGCCGGGAAGCAAGGGCAGCCCGGCAUGGCCGCGGGGCCUCUCCUGCACAGCCGUCCAGCCGAGCGUGAAAUGUGUUGAAAAGAAAAGGGACGGCAUAAUGCUCCUCGGGCUGGGGGUGGAGGCUGUUUGUCCCCCACGGUGGCCACAGUCCCCACCACGGCUGCAGAGCAGGGCUGGCCACACAGCGUGCCAGUCCUGCCGUCCCAUCCCUCUCUGCUUUCAAUACUUUGCAACCAUUUCAGGGCACCUGGCCCCAUCCUGACCUGCGCUGCUGGCCCUGUCAGAGCCCUGUGCGCCUCGGGACUGUGGUCCCCAGUGCUGCCCUCAGAGUAGUGACCCCGGCUGGGUGCAGGAUGAAGACCCUGGCCUGGCUGGCCAUCACCAGCCUGUGUCUGGGGGGAGCCUGGGCUGUCCCAGCCAAGGAGGAAAGGAGGAAGGCAGAGAAGCCAAAAGCUGAUCUUGCACUCUACGAAAACCUGGACCUGGACAACUAUGACCUGACGUUGGACAACUACGGUGAGAUCCUUGACCUGAGUAACUAUGAGGAGCUCUACGACUACGGUGACCUUGCUCCGAAGAUUGAGGUCGGCACCCUGGCUCCUCGCCCCAAGGACCCCGCAGCUCUCCCAAAUCUGGGUGCCACGGCUGAAACCCCGGAGCUGAAACCUCCAACCAUUGCCAGCCCCAUCCACCCAGCACCCAUCCCCGCGCAGGGCUUGCCCAGCUGCCUGCUCUGCCUGUGUAUUGGCAUCUCUGUUUAUUGCGACGAUGCUGACCUGGAGCACAUCCCACCGCUGCCGCCAGACACCACCUACCUCUAUGCCCGCUUCAACCGCAUCGGCACGAUCCGGGCCAGCGAUUUCACAGGGCUGAAGAAGCUGAAGCGAAUAGACCUGACCAGCAAUUUCAUCUCCUGGGCGGACGUGGAUGCCUUCCGCCGGCUGCCCAGCCUGCAGGAGCUCAUCCUGCCCGAGAACAGGCUGACGGCGCUGCCUGACCUGCCCCACAGCAUCGUCCGGCUGGAUGCCCGUCUCAACAGGAUCCCCAGCACUGGCCUCCGGCCUGAAGCUUUCCAGGACCUGAAGCAGCUGCAGUUUCUCCAUCUGUCCGAUAACCAGCUGGACUAUAUCCCGGCACCCCUGCCCGAGAGCCUGCGCUCCCUGCACCUCCAGAACAAUAACAUCCAGACCAUGCACGAGGACACGUUCUGCGACAGCCGAGACCACAGCCAGAUUCGCAGGGCGCUGGAGGACAUCCGCCUUGAUGGCAACCCCAUCAACCUCAGCCUCUUCCCCAACGCCUAUUUCUGCCUGCCUCGCCUGCCCACAGGCCGCUUCUUCUGAGCCCCACGGCCCCAGCGCUGGGAAACGAGGGCGAGUGUUCCUGGACCCACCAUUCCCCUACCCCAGACCCCCUGGGACCCUGCUGCCCCAUGGAAAAUAUGGGAUUAAAGCAGAUGCAUUUAACCCUGGUGUGAGCUGAGCUUCCAUGUAGGGUGAACUCAGCUCUGGGGCAACCAGCGCAGGGGAUGGGCAGC
Falco peregrinus (peregrine falcon) is the source of this 1729-nucleotide messenger RNA. It is a transcript of the gene OPTC, whose product is annotated as opticin. The record is from RefSeq and is a predicted model, not a curated record. Gene Ontology annotation, molecular function: protein binding. The transcript has 6 exons. Lineage: Eukaryota; Metazoa; Chordata; Aves; Falconiformes; Falconidae. The coding region runs from base 546 to 1535 and encodes 329 amino acids.